This is a messenger RNA of Passer domesticus (house sparrow), 2823 nucleotides long. It is a transcript of the gene MEIKIN, whose product is annotated as meiotic kinetochore factor. The transcript has 14 exons. Gene Ontology annotation, biological process: meiotic sister chromatid cohesion, centromeric; homologous chromosome segregation; male meiosis chromosome segregation. Lineage: Eukaryota; Metazoa; Chordata; Aves; Passeriformes; Passeridae. The record is from RefSeq and is a predicted model, not a curated record. Gene Ontology annotation, cellular component: kinetochore. The coding region runs from base 1 to 1491 and encodes 496 amino acids.
AUGCGGGCUGGGGCGGCGGGGGCGGCGCCGCCGGAGGGGCGGCGGGCGGCGGAGGCUGCGGCCGCCCGGGUUGCCAUGGAGCGGGAGCGCCGGCUCCGCGCUCCCUGCGCCGGCAAGGCGCCGCGGAAGAAGCGCCGCUCGUCCCCUCUGCCGGGGGCGGUCGCUCUCCCGGGCAGCCGGGCCGGCAGCUCCCAGAUAUGCCGGCGGCGCCUGUUCGGCAGCGCGGGGCCCGAGCCCGCCUGCCAGAAGAAAAAGUUCAGUGGGAAAAACUUACCAAAGAUUAAAGAAAAUGUUGAAUAUACUGAAGAGAGAUCUUCAUGCAACCGAAGCUGCAGCAAUCAAGUGACUGUCAGUGAAACAACAGGCUUCAAGAUAAAAGAAGAUGAAACUGAAGAAAGCAGUGUACCACUGAAGGAUUCCAAAAUAAUUAACUUUGAAAGUAAAGGAAGUUUGAAAAAUGCUGAAGUGACUUCAAGUACAGAAAUUACUCUUCCCACAGGUGUUUCCACCUUUCUCAUAGAGUGUUUAGAUGAAGAUUCAGCUGCAGAUUACAGCACUGCUAGUGACAGCCUGGAAAUUUACUCAUCCCCUGAAACAUUCAGAGAUGAUGAUUUGGACAUUGGCAAGUACAAGAACUCUACUCUCCUGGACUCCAGCAAAGCAGUGACUAUUGAUAAGAUACCACAGAUCUCAAAUCUUUCAGCAAUAUUAGAACCUGUACCAAAGGAUUUUCCAGAGCGAUGCACUAAAAGAAAGAGACCAUCAAGUUGCUAUUACAGUUCUUCAGGAUUAAACAUUUCAACUACACUGGCAGGAAAAAAACUCUGUAAAAUAACAGCUGCAAGCGAGAGAACUCCAGACCUAAAAAGUGGUAUGCGCUGUUCUUCACCAUUAGGACCGGAAAGCAAGUAUGAUAAUCGAACAGUUAAAGCCAAAAGGCUGAAGAAAAAAGAAAGCAGUUUUAAUCCCUUUGAAGAAGGUUCAUCAUCGUUUAGGCAGCUUGAUGCCCCAGAAAACAAGUCAGCCCGAUCAAAGGGCUUGACAGCAGAAGCUCUGCCAAACAAACCUACACGUGCUGUGGUGCAAAUGACUUCCACCAUGCUAAUCAUGGAGGAAGAUAAAGUCCUAAAAAAUCCUGGUAAUUCUCAGCUUCUAGAGCUAGAUCUUAGCUUGUCGCCGGUGUGUAAAGCCUCACCUGGGGAAGACCUGUUCCUGAAUACCACAGGUCCAUUUGUUAACUCAGAAGAAAUUGUUCCUGCAUCUCUGAGCUCAGAAAAAGAAAUUAUUCCUCAAAGUCCAGAAGAAAGGAAUAUUUUAAAGCCUCUGUGUGAGAGACGAGAAAUCUGCUCCAUCGUUCGACUGUCACCAGAACCGAGGCCUUCCCGGCUGCAGCAAGCUCCAGUUAACUCAAAAAAGUUCUGCCUUCCCAAAAGAGUGCCUGAAGAUACUAUAACAAGUACCAAAAAUUGGACCUACUCUAAACAGAGAUGAGAUUUUUGGCUCUCAACAGGAGUUAACAGAAGAAAUGACUGUCUUGCUGCUGUGACAGGGUGGUAAAACAGAACUCCUAACUAGUAAAUAAUGGUUGUAUGUUGUUUGAAAGUUAGUAUUACGUGUUUCAGUAAGCUAGUAAAUACUCAAAUACUUUAUAUUAAAUUAUUUUGUACAGCAGCUAGAUCCUGCUCUGGGCAUUAUUCUGUAAGCAUUCCAUAAAGAUGAUUCUUCAGUUUGUUUAGAUUUUUAAAAAGUUUGACUGGAGAACAACAGACCAAAUUCCUUUAAUAGAACUACUUUUGGCUCUGUCUGCCAAGAUUUCUAGUUUUCUCCAGCAGCAUUAGCAUCUAAAGAGGGGAGCUCUGUUUAAGUGUUCACAUUGACUGUGAAGGUAGCUGCAUGUCCUGGGAGUGGCCAUGAAAGCAUUCAUGUACUCUUGGAGACCCAGAAGUCAAUAGUAUGCCACUAUUAAACUCCUUGAAUGCUUAGGUCUGCAGAACUGUGGAGGUGCAGGGCUGUGAGUUCUGCUGUAAUUUGAUUUCUGAACAUGACUACAGGUCGUCUUCACCCCAUCAUCACUGAGAAUUGGCUCUUAAUGAUAGCACUGUCACCAUUCUGGGCACAUCCACUGCCCAGCCAGAGUCCUUCCUGUUUCAUCUCAGGAAUUUUGUAAUACCACAUCUCUCAGUCAUUGUUUCUUCUAGUGGCUUCAGACUUAAAGUAAAAAAAAAAAAACCAAACAACCAUGAACACAAUGGUGGGAAAAACCCUUUUAUAGGUGAACUGUUUGAAGAGAUGGAUAUUGACAUUCUGGAUUUUCAGGCUACUGCUCACGCUGUGUCCACAUAAAUCAAAUUCCCAGUGCUUCCAGUUCAGGCUGUGGAUUGUUAAUUCAUAAAUGCUGUUCUUAAUGUGCUGAAUGUCUUGGAAAAUGCUGUCAAGAACAAUUUUUUUCCACUUGAAUUCAUUGCACAUUAAAGUAAUUUGGAGCCCUACAGUGUUCUCACUACAGUAUCCUUUACUCAGACUUUAUCUGGACGAAAAGGAAGUUUUUCAGUGUUUCAGAAUACUAGUAUGGCUUUCAAAAGUCUGAGUUUGUUUCUCAGUGUUAUCAUCCUUGAAAAUAGUUCUGUAUUUCCAAAAAGAGCAUUAAAAGAAGACAUAAAAAAUCUACAACUGUGGUUUGACUGCAUUUGAAAAUACCUGUGAAAGUUCAAACCGUGAUCUUUUCCCCAUUGCUCUGGGGUAGAAGGAAGUGCAAAUAAUUGCUGCUGGAUUAGUCUGUGAACAAGUAUUAUAUAAACAUUCUAAAUGGCUCAGGGUUAAAAA